AUUCAGGCAAGGGCGGUAAAGACCCAACACAAUAUAUAUUGACCCUUGGCUUCACGCUCUACAGAAAGAAUAACACAAAUUUAGGGUUUGCGUUGUUGAUAACGAAAGCAUAAAUCAAAGAUGAUUGAGGUUGUGUUGAACGAUCGAUUGGGUAAGAAAGUGAAGGUGAAGUGCAAUGAAGAUGACACAAUCGGUGAUUUGAAGAAGCUUGUUGCUGCUCAGACUGGUACACGUGCCGACAAGAUUCGUAUUCAGAAGUGGUACAAUGUCUACAAAGACCAUAUUACCCUUAGGGAUUACGAAGUUCAUGAUGGCAUGGGCCUUGAGCUUUACUACAACUAGAUAAAACCACAAUAGGUAAUUUUAGAGUUUUUGGGAGUUUUAUGAUGUUUUGUUGAGUUGAGAAUUUGGGGUUGAUUUUUGUUUUGAUAUUUUGGUGGUUGGAUUGGAAUUGAAUGGUUAAUUCUCUGUAUGUGAUUUAGGUUAUUAUGCGCCUUUUGGAUUUUUGUUAUACGUUUAUGCUGUUGGUAUGCAAAUAUUUUUAGUCCGAAGUAUUGUUGCAAUUUGA
This is a messenger RNA of Lycium ferocissimum, 568 nucleotides long. Its product is annotated as ubiquitin-like protein 5. The transcript has a single exon. Bases 121 to 342 code for a protein of 73 amino acids. Gene Ontology annotation, molecular function: protein tag activity; protein binding. NCBI's taxonomy places the organism in Eukaryota, Viridiplantae, Streptophyta, Magnoliopsida, Solanales, Solanaceae. The record is from RefSeq and is a predicted model, not a curated record. Gene Ontology annotation, cellular component: nucleus; cytoplasm. Gene Ontology annotation, biological process: protein modification process; mRNA splicing, via spliceosome.